AGGGACUUGCUGCUGGGGCGGCGGAUUUGGAGAGAGCUUUUGCUCCGGAAACAGCCACGGGUUUAGCUUCUGCGUUCGGGAGGGUCCAGGAGGCCAGGCUAGCCCAGGUACAGAGAAAAGGCCCUUGGUAGACGCCUUCCGGGUCUAGUUAAGGGGGCUAGGACGCCACAGGAUUUAGAAAUCCUUGGCUUCCGGGGUUCAAAUCCUCUGGCAGCUACCUGCUUUUUGUAUUUUGGGAUCCUGUUCAGAAUAGUAGCAGGACAAAGGUUGCCGCUCAGAUAGAUUAAAUUUAGCUACACCUCCAUGGUAGUUGAAGAAACUGUGAACAAAGUUGUGAAACGGGCGAUCCUCCUCCUAAGAGUGCGGUAGAACAUUGGCUUUGCAGUUAUUACCCUGUUCUAUGUCAAUUCUGUAAAGAGGACCCUACUCUGAACAUCGGUUGCUGCUGCAGAAAUUUUUUUUUUGUGUUUUAAAGUUUUGUUAAACUCAUGUGUCAUGUGCUUUCUCACCUGCUUGGGUUAUUUAGGCACCAAGAAUGUUCAGGAUGUUGUAAUUCUCCAUGUACUGAAAGGUGAUGGAGUACAAUUGCUUGGAGACCAUCUGCUUUGUUCAACACUUAUCUUCCUGCUGUAUCUUUACAUAAUCUGAAAUCUCUAAAAGAUAACUUGAAAUAAUUUGUGGGAAGAUGCUUACUUUAGUAGUAUUACAGUUCUGUUUUUUAUCAUUUAAGGAUUUUGGAAUCAAUUCAUUACAAUACUGUGUUUACAUGACUGCAUUAAAUCAUAUAAACUGUUAUCCAUCUGGAGAUAAUUUAUUGUAGGAUUCCAAGAUUGGAAAUAGUACACAGGACCUGGUACAACCCCUCUUUGUCUUCCAGAUAAGGAAAUUGACACUCGGCAAGAUUAUCUGUGGAACAUAAACAAUGGAUUCCUUGGACCAUAUGCUGACGGAUCCCCUGGAACUGGGUCCAUGUGGAGAUGGCCAUGGCACACGUAUUAUGGAGGACUGCCUCCUGGGGGGCACCAGGGUUAGUCUGCCUGAGGACCUUCUGGAGGAUCCCGAAAUAUUCUUUGAUGUAGUCAGCCUCUCAACAUGGCAGGAAGUAUUGAGUGAGUCUCAGCGUGAACACCUCCAGCAGUUUCUGCCUCACUUUCCUGAAGACAGUCUCGAGCAGCAGAAUCAGCUCAUCCUAGCCCUGUUCAGCGGGGAGAACUUCCGCUUUGGGAACCCUCUGCACAUUGCCCAGAAGCUUUUCCGAGAUGGACACUUUAACCCCGAGGUGGUUAAGUACCGGCAGCUGUGCUUCAAGUCCCAGUACAAGCGAUACCUCACCUCCCAGCAGCAGUAUUUCCAUAGGCUGCUGAAGCAGAUCCUGGCUUCCCGGAAUGACCUGCUGGAGAUGGCCCGACGGAGUGGCCCGGCCCUUCCCUUCCGCCAGAAGCGCCCUUCACCAUCCCGCACCCCUGAGGAGCGGGAGUGGCGGACCCAGCAGCGCUACUUGAAGGUCUUGAGGGAAGUGAAGGAGGAGUGUGGUGACACAGACCUGUCCUCUGAUGAAGAGGCCACGUUGGAUUUACAAGAAAAAUUUUCUUUUGAAGAUCUCAGCUCAUGGCUUCCGAGCUCUCCAGCGCGUUCUCCUAGCCCUGCGGUGCCCCUGAGGGUGGUGCCCACGCUUUCAACCACGGAUAUGAAAACUGCAGAUAAAAUAGAACUGGGGGACAGUGACCUGAAGAUAAUGUUAAAGAAGCACCAUGAGAAGCGGAAACAUCAACCAGAUCAUCCGGACCUUUUGACAGGGGACCUGACUCUCAAUGACAUCAUGACUCGAGUAAAUGCUGGCAGGAAGGGCUCUCUAGCAGCACUAUAUGACUUGGCUGUCCUUAAAAAAAAGGUUAAGGAAAAAGAGGAGAAGAAGAAGAAGAAAAUAAAACUGAUCAAAUCAGAGGCAGAGGAUUUGGCUGAACCCUUAAGCAGUGCUGACGGGAUCCCACCUCUCUCACAGGCCCCUUCUCCGCUGGCUAUACCUGCUAUCAAGGAGGAGCCUCUUGAAGAUCUCAAGCCUUGCCUUGGAAUCAAUGAAAUAUCUUCCAGUUUCUUCUCUUUGCUAUUAGAGAUCUUGUUGCUGGAGGGGCAGGCUAGCCUUCCUAUGCUGGAGGAACGGGUUUUGGAUUGGCAGUCCUCUCCAGCCAGCUCCCUCAAUAGCUGGUUCUCUGCGGCCCCCAACUGGGCAGAGUUGGUGUUACCAGCCCUGCAGUAUCUUGCUGGAGAAAGUCGUGCUGUACCUUCCAGUUUCUCUCCGUUUGUUGAAUUCAAAGAGAAAACCCAGCAGUGGAAAUUGCUUGAAGAGCUGGGGGGAAAUAGUUUGGCAUCAGUGAUGGGAUGGAAGGAGGAGCUCCACUCUGAAGGGCGUGGCUGUGAGAGGAUAGGCAGCUGGCACACCCGAAGGUUGAAGGACUGGGGAGAGGCCGACUUCACACCAGGCCAGUCCCAAGAUAAUGAAAAGGAAUUAGCUGCACUCUUUCAACUAUGGCUAGAAACCAAAGACCAGACUUUCUGUAAGCAAGAAAAUGAAGACAGCUCAGAUGCCACAACACCUGUUCCUCGGGUAAGAACUGACUAUGUGGUGCGGCCCAGCACGGGGGAGGAGAAACGAGUUUUUCAGGAACAGGAGCGUUACAGAUACAGCCAGCCCCAUAAGGCAUUCACCUUUCGCAUGCAUGGCUUUGAGUCUGUAGUGGGGCCUGUGAAGGGUGUUUUUGACAAGGAAACCUCGCUCAACAAGGCUCGGGAGCACUCCCUGCUGCGCUCUGACCGUCCUGCCUACGUUACCAUCCUGUCUCUUGUUCGAGAUGCUGCGGCCCGGCUGCCUAAUGGGGAAGGUACCAGGGCCGAGAUUUGUGAGCUGCUCAAGGACUCCCAGUUUCUGGCACCAGAUGUCACCAGCACUCAGGUGAACACAGUAGUGAGUGGGGCCCUGGAUCGGCUGCAUUAUGAAAAAGACCCAUGUGUGAAAUACGACAUUGGGCGAAAGCUGUGGAUCUACCUGCAUCGGGACCGGAGCGAGGAGGAAUUUGAGCGGAUUCACCAAGCACAAGCAGCUGCAGCUAAAGCCAGAAAAGCCCUUCAGCAAAAACCCAAGCCUCCAUCCAAGGUGAAGUCCGGUAGCAAGGAGAGUUCAUUGAAAGUCCUCAGCAGUGGCCCUUCUGAGCAGAGCCAGAUGAGCCUCAGUGACUCCAGCAUGCCUCCCACUCCAGUCACACCUGUGACCCCCACCACUCCGGCUCUGCCUGCCACUCCGAUCUCCCCUCCUCCUGUGUCCUCGGUGAACAAAAGUGGCCCUACUCCUGUCUCAGAGCCAGCGAAAUCUAGCUCAGGUGUUCUUCUGGUGUCUUCACCCACAAUGCCACAGCUAGGAACAAUGCUCUCCCCGGCUUCCAGCCAGACUCCACCACAUUCUCAGGCAGCUGCCCGUGUGGUGAGCCACUCUGGCUCGGCUGGACUGCCCCAGGUGCGGGUGGUGGCCCAGCCUGGCCUUCCUACUGCUACUCAGCAGUCAGCAGGGCCGACUCAGACACUGCCACAGAUGCCAGCGGGACCACAGAUGCGCGUUCCAGCCACUGCUACUCAGACCAAAGUUGUGCCACAGACAGUAAUGGCCACCGUGCCGGUCAAAGCUCAGACUGCGGCGGCCACUGUGCAGCGGCCUGGACCUGGGACAGGGCUCACGAUGACAAGUCUCCCUGCCACAGCCAGCCCCGCGAGCAAGCCAGCCACCAGUUCUCCUGGGAGCUCUGCUCCGAGUGCUUCCACAGCUGCUGUCAUUCAGAAUGUCACAGGACAGAACAUUAUCAAGCAGGUGGCAAUCACUGGGCAGCUUGGUGUGAAGCCCCAGGCAGGCAGCAGCAUUCCACUCACAGCCACUAACUUCCGUAUCCAGGGUAAGGACGUAUUGCGUCUGCCACCCUCUUCCAUCACCACAGAUGCCAAAGGCCAGACGGUUCUCCGAAUCACUCCGGACAUGAUGGCCACGUUGGCCAAGUCCCAGGUUACCACAGUGAAACUGACCCAGGACCUCUUUGGGACGGGAAGCGGCACUGCGGGCAAAGGCAUUUCUGCCACCUUACACGUCACUUCUAAUCCAGUCCACGCGACGGAUAGCCCUGCCAAGGCCAGUUCGGCCAGUGCCCCUUCGUCCACUCCAACAGGUACCACCGUGGUUAAAGUGACUCCUGACCUCAAGCCAACAGAAGCCUCCAGUUCAGCUUUUCGCUUGAUGCCGGCACUUGGUGUGAGUGUGGCAGACCAGAAGGGGAAAAACACAGUGGCUUCUUCAGAAGCAAAACCAGCUGCCACGAUCCGCAUCGUGCAGGGCCUGGGCGUGAUGCCCCCCAAAGCAGGCCAGACCAUCACAGUUGCGACCCAUGCCAAGCAAGGGUCCUCAGUGGCCAGUGGGUCUGGAACUGUCCAUACUUCGGCGGUGUCCUUGCCCAGUAUGAAUGCUGCCGUGUCCAAGACUGUGGCCGUGGCCUCUGGGGCUGCAAGCACCCCCAUCAGCAUCGGGGCAGGAGCCUCUGCUGUGCGGCAGGUCCCUGUCAGCACCACAGUUGUUUCCACGUCCCAGGCUGGGAAGCUGCCUACGCGGAUCACAGUUCCUCUCUCUGUUAUUAGCCAGCCUAUGAAGGGCAAAAGUGUGGUCACGGCCCCCAUCAUCAAAGGCAACCUUGGAGCCAACCUCGGCGGGUUGGGCCGCAAUAUCAUCCUGACCACCAUGCCAGCAGGGACUAAGCUCAUUGCCGGCAACAAGCCGGUUAGUUUCCUCACUGCCCAGCAGUUGCAGCAGCUUCAGCAGCAAGGCCAGGCCACACAGGUAAGGGUUCCAGGCAAACGGUGGGCUCUACCAGGCCUCUUUUUCUCUUGCUGUUUGCUCUCGGCUGAGGAGCUCGUUUGCAGCCUGUUGACCAGACUGUCUCUCUUUGCAAACAGGUGCGCAUCCAGACUGUCCCUGCAUCCCAUCUUCAACAGGGAACAGCUUCUGGUUCCUCCAAAGCAGUCUCCACUGUUGUUGUGACCACAGCUCCAUCUCCUAAACAGGCACCUGAACAGCAGUGAUUCAGAGAGAGAAAGAUGACGUCCGUGAAAGCACACACCUAGGCUGCCCUUCUGGCUUAAAGGAGGGGAGCAGGGAGGUUGUGUCGUCCUUCUCAGCUUGUCUGUUGAAGGGAAGGCCAGCAGUGGGAUGAUGGCAACAGUGGCGUGGAUUCUGCCACCACACUCCACAGUGGAGCAUGCUGAGAAAAGUCCCCUCCAGGCUCCAAGGGCUGUUCCGCUCCGGUGCAGGAGAAGCUCCUCUGUUUGGGGAUGAAGUCAUAGUUGUGCCACACGAGCCAUGGUUCUCUCCUGAGAGCCAGACACCGGGGGAAGGCUUACAGCUGCAGAGCGUGCAGACCGUCAGUAAGCCUCGUUCUCGAUGUGGAUUGUAUUUUUUUUUUAGCUUCUGGUCUUCUCUGUGACUAGUGGUCUGGAUAGGAAUUUUAUGUCCAGAAAUUUUUACGUAACUUAUUUUUUUAAAGAACCUGUUGUAUGUCUUUAUCCAGUGGAAACCUGGGCUUUAUAAAGCCCCCACUCCCCACUGCCCCGAACUGAUUAUUCUCUUGACCAGAAUGGGAGAAUAGCAGGAUUCUCAGUGAGUUGGUGGCUGACUUGAGAGCUGCAUGGCAAUGGGGAGGCUGUCAGCUGGGUAAGAAACCAAGGGAGCGAGAUAAGUGAGAUAGCGUGGGUUCCCUGAAAUGGGAUUAGUUUGGCACUACCUCAUAAAGAUGAGGUAUCAGGAUCUUGACUGUGGUCCGUAUCUUCAUCUGCUGACUUUGUCCUCCUUGUCAGUCCUGUUCACACAGAAGUCCAGAGCCUGUGGACAGGAUAGGCAAGUGCCAGCAGACAUGCUGCUCUUGCGGCAUAGACUUUAUUGCAGUUCAGAGAUUAUAUGUUUUGCUUUGCUCCAGGGCAAGAGUCUGCAAACCACAGCCCUGGGGCUGGCUACCCGUUUUUGUAAAUAAAGUCUUAUUGGAACACAGCCCAUGGCCAUUUGCUUAUGUAUUAUCCUUGGCUGCUUGCAGUCAGGAGGCAGAACUGAGUAGUUGCCAUAGAGUCCAGAUGCUCCUCAGGCCUAAAAUGUCUCUUAUGUCCUCAGGCCCGUUAAGUAAAACUUUGCAGGCUUCUGCUCCAGAGGAGAGGCGGCAAGAGGAGAGAGUGAGUGGGUGUGCCCACUGGGCGGACGAAGCAGCACAGUCACAGGAGAGGUCAGUCGGGGUUUACAAGUCCUUUAAUCCUGGCUGCCUCUCAUUUCUCAGCCUCCAUCAAGCUGUGGCAGAGCUCAGAACAGUAUUUUUAAAUGUAGUAAGUAAGUAAAGCACUGGUUGUUAACAAUAUAUGCCUCUUUUGUAUGGGAGCAGGGGUUGGAUGGCAAGGCUGUUCUGCAGUGUCAGGGCCUCUCUCUCUCGUUUCCAGAUUAUUAAAGAUGUGUCUUUAAUCUGGAAGUUCAGUGAUGAUCUUUUAUGGGGUCUGGUGAGGAAGUGGAGUUGAGGGGCAGAAGGUCCCAAUGGUGUAGUUUAGAGGGGUUGCAAGGUGGAAGCUGAGUGAUCAGGAAGAUUGCAGAGAAGGUCAGGGUGGCUUGUGGCUUUUGAGACCUUGCAUUUGAUUUUUAAAGCAGUUCUGUAAAUAGACAUCAUCAACCGUCUUCUAACUUCUCAUCUCUGGGAGAAGUGGUGAGUCUGAGUUGAGGUUAAAGAGAAAAAGACAUAAAUCCAGUCUUCUGAUUUUAAGUAUCCUUUCUUUUGCCUUCCUAGGGGAAGAUGGCUGUAUGUCAUGCUGAGCUGUGGGGACAGUUGGAGCUAGGGUGGUAAGCCCAAGGUACAGAGAGCUGAGGCGAAUUGGCGGAGAGGUGACUGAGCUUUUGCUAGUAGUGGGGGGCCAGCACAGAUGUCCCACUGGGAAGGGGGGAGAGGUAGGGACUGCCGUGAAGGAGAAAAAUGGCCUUUUAGCCGAGCGGAGGAGAGCACGUCUGUGUUCUCCAGUACUUUGAUAUUUGCACAUCAUUGCUUCCUAGAGGCACAUUUCACAUGAAGAGUCCACGUGACAGUGUCUGAAUGAGAAAACGGUAGAAAUUUGAGGGAUCCUGUCUCAGGUAUUUAUUGUUGGUUAAAACAAACCCCUUCCGAAUUUACUUAACAAAGGAUUUCAUGAAGGUAGCUCUGGCAUUCAGCCCCAGCCCUUCACUGACUUUUCUUUACUGAAGUCACCUGGCUGUGCCUGUCUCUGAGUGCCUGCAGACAUUUGUCUGCAUGCUUGGGGAACAGGGAUGUUUCAGGAUGUUAGUGUAGGACUGACUCCCUGGUAAGUACGAUUUGGUACUGCCCAGCCUGUCAGUGGAGUACUGAGGAAUGGCAAGCCCCAGCUGGAGUUGUUGAAGUGACGUCACCAGCAUUUGCAUGCUGUGCAAUGUGGUUCUGUGCAUACAGACCUCAGGGGUCUUGUAGAGAUGUGGUAGCGAUGGUGGCUGUUUUGGGGGGGCAGUAAGUCCAGAAGAACUCAUGGCAGCCACUGAGCCUCUGACGCUGAGGUUCAGAGGUUGGUAAAAGUGGUCAGACCACAUGUCUAAGACCGGAUUCGGUGAAUAGGAUUGUUUGUGAUGGGUUUGUAUUGUAAACGCAUCUAAGAAUGUUUUUCUCCAGGGUUGACCAAUUCCAUGAAGGUACCCCAAACUGCUGCUGUGAAAGGGAUUUUACAGUAAGUUUCAAUAUUGUAUAUCUGGUCUUCACACCUCAACUGCUUGCUCUGGAGAAAAUACUGCAUUUCCUUAGAGUGUAGUGCACUUCCCCCACCCUUCAAACCUAAAAUAGAGAUCUUUACUAUGAAAGUAAAACUGGGAAUAGGUUCCUUAUACCCACUUCCAGUCUCUAAAGAAAGAAUAUGUUUUAAAUUAAUUGCUCAUAAUAGAUCCUUCAGUACUCGUUGAAUGAAAGUGUGGUUUCCUAGUUAGCAGGCCAAUGAAAGUAGACCCUGAAAGGGGACCACAGGUUCUCUUCUCAUAACUAUAUUUUCAAGUAGCUCAUUCUUAACCUCUGACGUGUGACUUCAGCAUUGAAAGGCUGGCUAACCGUGGGAGGUCAGCUUUCACUUAAGUACAGCAUUUCUUCCAGAGAGCACCCGGUGCUUUGUGUAAAAGAUCUCUACCGCAUUUGUGGGAAGUAGCAGGAAGGAAGCCGGCUUUUGAGUCCUGAAGGCUGGCUUCCCAACUUGGUAGCUGUGUGACCUUUGGCUAAUCAACUUCUCUGAAGAACCUAACGUGGCUUCCAUUACAGAUGGUUGUGUGAAUCAGGUGGGAUACAGUGCAUUUCAGAGUGUGGAAAGUGUUGUGCAAACCAACGGUACUUGGUCUGGAAGACCUUUCAGAGUUGGCCUAGGCCACUUUUAUCCGUUUGUAGAACUUUACCAACUCUCCAUGUUCCUUUGUGAUUUUGUGGCCUUUGUGCAUCCUGUUCUCUGUGCCUGGAACGUGCUUUUUUUUUUCCUAAAGGGCAAACUCCCCAUCUUCUCCCCUCCCUUGUAGUUGUACUUACCCCUUAGGGCACCAGUCACCCUGUAUGUAAACGCUUUCAUAUCUUCGCCAUUAGGCUGAAUUCCUUGCUGGACAGGGAUCUCCUUAAUCCUUUCAACCAUUUCAGUGCUGGCGCAAAGUAGAUGUUUAAUAAAUAUUUGUUGAAGGAAGUUUUUAAAAAAAAGAAAAAACCAGAUCCAGAACCAAGAUUAGACUGUCAGGACUUUAUAUUACUAGUUCAAGAGUCACAUCUUUUGCACGAUUCUUAUGCUUUGCUUUCAGCUGUAUUGAAAUUCAAGGUCUUCGGCAACCUGCCAUUUUUCUACCUCAUUAUACAGACUUCCUGUUAGUGUCUUCUUAUUAGAGUUCUUUUGAGGAGCCAGAACAUUUGCGUUCCAGCUCUCAGCUGGGCCACUGACUAGCUUUCUGAUUAAAAAAACAAAACAAAACAAAACAAAAAAAUACCUUUGGCCCAACGUCGUGACUUAUCAGUAAUAUUACAGUACUCUGGAAUAUUAAUGGCAAAUUAGGAAAUGUUUAGUAACAUUUAAAGUACCAAAGUUUGUGAACUAUUUUACUUUAAGAAGUAUGUGGUAGAAUUAUAUCUUUAAAAUAAAGUCAGUCUCGUGUAUUUACUUUCUGAUAA
Messenger RNA from Acinonyx jubatus (cheetah), 9239 nucleotides. It is a transcript of the gene NFRKB, whose product is annotated as nuclear factor related to kappaB binding protein. Bases 923 to 5068 code for a protein of 1381 amino acids. NCBI's taxonomy places the organism in Eukaryota, Metazoa, Chordata, Mammalia, Carnivora, Felidae. The record is from RefSeq and is a predicted model, not a curated record. Gene Ontology annotation, molecular function: protease binding. The transcript is spliced from 26 exons. Gene Ontology annotation, cellular component: Ino80 complex.